CGUAUCAAGCUCCUAGCGUUAAAACUCCGAUUCUCAGUGAAAUAAUAUAGUUAUUCAGUUAAUUUGAAUCAAACAAAGUUUAUCCACUCUCAACGACCCAAUGAAUGGAAAUUUGCGUAAACGUGAAAUUUGAAACACCGGGCAAAAACUUCUCAAACUGUAACCAGCAAAUCCUACGUGGCGUUUCCGUGAAGAUAAAGGGGUUUUUCUGUAAUUUUGUUAAUUGUAUUAAAAAAGUAAAUUUUUUAAUUGAGUAAACCAGCCUUAUCCAUUUUGGAAGCCAAGCUUUAUAAAAGCGGAUGGAAUUGAUCGGAAGGCAAAGAAGAAACUCAAAACCAAAGAGAGAGAGAGAGAGAGAGAGGAAGAAGAGAGAAUAUUAAAAAAAAAAAAAAGAAUAAUUCGAGAAUUAAAAGAAAAGGAAAUUUGAUUUUUUUUUUUUUUAUGGCGAGCAGCAAAAGCUACUCGAGACCGAACUACCGAUUUCUGUCGAGCGAUCAACAACUGCAAGCAACGCUGAGUCAUGACUCGACGGCAUUCGAGUUAGACGAGUCGGACAUUUACAACAAUUCAGUCUCGACUCGCUCUGACUCACCCGAGUUUCGUACCGGUCGAGUGGUGAAAAAGCCGUUGGCAAAGCGCGGCGGCGGCGGCGGAGGGGAUUCUGGAGUGGGAAGGACACCAGCGUCGUUGCCGGUCAACAUACCGGACUGGUCGAAAAUUUUGAGAGAAGAGUACAGGGAUAAUCGGAGGAGAUCGGAGAGUGACGAUGAAGACGUGGAAGGAGAUGAGUGGUUGGAAGGAGGAGUUAGGAUUCCACCUCACGAGUUUUUGGCGAAGCAAAUGGCGAGGACAAAGAUCGCAUCGUUCUCAGUUCAUGAAGGGAUAGGAAGGACUUUGAAAGGAAGAGAUCUGAGGACGGUCAGAAAUGCAAUUUUUGAAAAAACUGGGUUCCAAGAUUAAUACAAAAUAAAAGAGUUGAGAAAUUUUGUGACCAUCAUAUUUAAUUUCAUUACAAAAUUUUAGAUAAUUUUUUUCCUUUUUGCCACGGUGAUAUGAAGUUCUUAUGAGAUUUUGCAGAGAAACUUUCGAAAUUCAUAAUUUAAAGCAGUGUUCAUUUUUUAAGUUUCGGAAAAUGUGUGGUUUGAGCACUGAGGGUAUUAUGGUAAUAAAGUAGGAAAGUGGGCCGUCGGAUUUAAAUAAUUGGUAGGGUUGUUAAGCAAAACUAGAGGCCAUAAGCGGCAACAUCACGUCCCUUUCCCUUAACUUGUAUUAAGAUUUUACGUUAUCGAUGUAAUAAAAAAACAUAUAAUCGGCGACAUCACGGCCCCGUGAAAAUUAUUCAUCCUAAUUAACAAGAUGUCAAAUCUACCGUUCAAAUAAUUCAACUUAAUUGAUUAUUUUUCUUCUAUUUUUUUCAUGUUUAUUAUACCUUAAUAAAAUUUGUUCAAUUUAAAUUGUU
Durio zibethinus is the source of this 1459-nucleotide messenger RNA. The record is from RefSeq and is a predicted model, not a curated record. Lineage: Eukaryota; Viridiplantae; Streptophyta; Magnoliopsida; Malvales; Malvaceae.